Messenger RNA from Culicoides brevitarsis, 2139 nucleotides. Its product is annotated as serine protease inhibitor dipetalogastin. Gene Ontology annotation, molecular function: protein binding. The record is from RefSeq and is a predicted model, not a curated record. The transcript is spliced from 6 exons. Gene Ontology annotation, biological process: multicellular organism development; cell differentiation. Bases 156 to 1802 code for a protein of 548 amino acids. Lineage: Eukaryota; Metazoa; Arthropoda; Insecta; Diptera; Ceratopogonidae.
AAAAAAAAUCAUAAUAAUUUUUUUCGUGUCGUUCGUCGUCUUCUUUCAUAAAAAGUGUAUCAGAUUCUUAUUAUUUUUAUUUAACAAAAAAAAAAUAUUGUAAAAACAACUUGUGGAUAAAAUAUUUAUAAAAUCGUUACGAAAUCUGUGCAAUCAUGUGGAAAAUCGGAUUUUUAUUGAUUCUUCCGUAUCUUCUACUUCACAUAAAUCAUGUGAAUGCAAUCGAAUCCGUGGCUGGCGACAAUACGAACAACAACAGUGCAAGUGCAAGCAGAUCAAAUAGAGCGAUUUCCACAAAUUGCCCGAGAACGUGUCCGCCAAAUAGCACGCCACAAGAGCCCGUUUGCGGCACCGAUGGCUUGAUUUAUCCUAGUCUUUGCGAAAUGAAGCGCAAAACAUGUACCAAAAAUAGUGUUAAUGCAAUUAAGGAGGAUAGGGAGGGAUGUGAACGGUCAAAGGGCUCAAAUUGUGCCCACAAAUGUCCCACGGAUAAAGAUCUCGUGUGCGGUAGUGAUGGUCGUACGUACUUGAAUCGUUGCAUGUUACGAGUACAGGCAUGUCGCGUUGGUACUUCGGCCGUGACAUUGGCGCAUGUUGGAUCGUGCACAAAUGUUAGUGCCAUUCGGGAAUCUUGCCCGGUGGAUUGUAAUAGUGCACCGCAAGAUGGACCUGUGUGCGCAUCCGAUGGAAAUGUUUAUAAUUCGACGUGCUUGAUGAAGUUGAUGACAUGCGGACAAGGAGUGGUUCGUACAAGCCGCAAACAUUGCCAAAGCACUCGUAACUGCCGUGAAUCCUGCUGGAGAGUUGCUCGUCCUACAUGCGGAUCCGAUGGUCGUCUCUAUGCCAGCGCCUGCAAAAUGCGUUCCUCGAACUGUGGCAAACACGUCUUUGAAGUUCCAAUUUCCUUCUGCAUGUCCCAAAAUGAACGUACCCAAAAUAUCGGAAAUUCCGCUGCAGAUUCCUGCCCAACAGAAUGCCCUUCUCAAAACACACCAGACUACAUUUGCGGCAGUGAUGGAAAUAUUUACACAUCUCUUUGUGAGUUAAGGAUGUUGAACUGUGGCCAACGCAAACAAGUGCAACAAGUCAACAUGGAUCGUUGCAAAUCGAAACUUAAACGCUGCAAAGUCUUACCGUCUUGUAACAAGUUCCAAAGUAAAUACGCGCAAUACUUCUCUGCCGCUCAAGCUGACGAAAUUUGUGGUACUGAUGCUCGAACCUAUGCUAAUGAAUGUGAAUUGAAUCACGCUACUUGCUUACGCGGCGUUCAAAUGGCUCACGUGGGUGCUUGUACAAAAAUAAAGCAAAAUGACUUCACAGACUGCAAUGCUUGCAACCAAGAAGAAGCAGAACAAGGUCCAAUUUGUGGUAGUGAUGGAAAUGUUUACAAAAAUAUCUGUGAGAUGCGACAAAAGACUUGCGGAUCACGAGUUGUCUCAGUGUCGCCCAAGAAUUGCGUCACAACAGCUCAUUGCUAUGCCGAUUGCGAAAAUGAACCAACAAAUUACGUGUGUGGCUCCGACAAUAAACUCUACAAAUCCGAGUGCCAAAUGAGGAAGGAAAAUUGCGGCAAACACAUGUUUGUGGUGCCCAUGAAACGAUGCUUGGCUGCUUUUAUGUUCAGAGGCUGUGCCAAAAUCUGUCCUCAAGAAUACGAUCCGGUGUGCGGAACUGACGGCAAAACCUACUUAAAUGACUGCUUCUUCUCGAUGGAAAGCUGUAGAUCCCGAAAAAUGGUGCAAAUGCAACACAUUGGACCCUGUGGACGUCCCGAAGAACCCGUUCAGAACUAUUUGUACUGAAAAAAAUGUUGCCGCUGAUUGAUUUAUUGUUAGAGAAAAAAAAAAAAAAUGCUAAAUAAUUUUCCUUCUAAAAUUUUAAUCAAAGUUAUGAUGAUGAUGAAAAAAUUAUGAUGAGAAAAGUGAUAAACGCGACGGAAUAUUUUAAAGUAAGGAGCAUGCUAAUUUUAUUUAAUUUAUUGACAAAAAAAAACGAAAAAAAAUAAUGAUGAUCAUUUUACGAAUAAGUUUAUGUGUCCACCAUAUAAUUUUAUAAAUUUUAAGGCGUUUUUAUCGGAAAUUCCAGUAAUUUAAUUUUUAUUUUUAUUCAAUUGAUGAUUAUUUAUUUAUAACACUCACA